CUUCGGCAUGUUGCGACCUACGAUGCCCACUGAACAGCAACAAGGAAAGAUAAUCAACAACCACUGAGCACUCUGUCAGUUUCGACAUAAUCUGUCAAAUUCUGACUCGGAAAUGACCCUCAAAUUGUUCACCAAACAGCCAUGGAAGACGCUCUAUCUCGCUUUCAAGCUUUCUACCAUCCUUCUGCUAGUGCCAGCGUGGUCGAUAACGUAUCUCUUUACGCGGCCUCGGCCCACAUGGUCGUGGCGCCAUGCUAUGGUAGUUGCGCUUCUGCGACACCUGACUUCUUUGUCAGUCGUUGUAGGAAAACUUGAUCACCUACCAGACUACCGAACCGUCGACCCUGACGCUGAGGGUGUCUGGAUAGGCGGGGUACCACACCUCAUUACUGCAGAACUCAAAAUUUGGUCAGCGGUGGCUGGUGUCACCUCGAUAAACAUCCCAGGAUACUGGUAUGCAAGGAAAGGUCUGGACCCGAGACCUACUGCGCCAGUCAAACCUAACCAAAGGGUUUUCCUAUUCCUACAUGGGGGCGGGUUUACUCAGUUGUCUGCGCACCCCAAGGCCAUGACAUCUAAUUUACCUCGCAGUCUCGUGGAGUUGGUCAAUGAUGCGCCGUACGCGCUCGCAGUUGAAUACCGUCUCUCAUCAUCCUACCCGUUUGCUGAAGAGCACCCGUUCCCGACUGCUCUCCUCGAUGCACUUGCUGGGUACGAUUACCUUGUCGGCGUCAUGGGAUACAGACCCUCGAACAUCAUUGUCGUUGGUGACUCUGCUGGCGGAAAUAUCGCACUGGCUUUGACACGGUACCUCGUAGAAAACGAGGGUACUACCAAAGUUCCUCUUCCCGGUCCACCCGGACUCCUCCUCCUCAGCUCGCCCUCGGUAGAUUUGAGUAACUCUCAUUUGACUCCCGGCUCUUCUGCACUCACUCACGACAUGGACAUCCUCGGGGGCUUCUAUGGAGAUCCGAAACGCGUACCAUAUCGCACAUACGCCUACAUUGGUCCUUUCGGAUUCGGUAUGGCGUCGUGUAACCGAUACAUAUCACCGGCGUCUCUGAGUUCAUUGAUGCAAGUACGGUUCAAAAAUUUCCCCCGCACGUUUAUUGCCGCGGGAGGAGCUGAGAGGUUCCUUGACCUGAUACGCACACUGAGAGAUAGGAUGGUCAAGGAUAUGGGCGAAGCCCACGUUACGUAUCACGAAGCGGACGAUGCGAUACACGAUUAUCUCGUCUUUCCCUGGCACCCUAGCCGUGCCGCUACUCUUACAGCCGUGCAAAAGUGGCUUACCUGAGGUUGGUCACUGGUAGGACAGCAUAGUAUUCCUCGAUUUUCCAUCGACUUCGGCUUUGUGGUAGGUUUGCAAUGCUAUCACACACCUACCUUGACUCGUUGGACGUGAUGCGUCGACGUCUCGACCCCGGUGAAUAUAAUAGUUCUUUCAGUCAGUCUCACCGUUCGCCGCUCCUCUGUAGCUCAGUAUGUAGUAUAUGAAAAAUCGUUUACUGUAGUGCAUCUCGCGUUCUAUCUCUGGCCAUUACGAUAUGUAUCUAGUCUCAUUUCUAGAUCGAGUUGUUGUGGACUAUCGUUCUUGGCCUUUUUCGAAGGAUUGUUGAAGGAAUUUUUCUCGUCUCAUUUUUAACUUUCUCAGCUAGUCCCUCAAGGCCUCGGCCUAUUGCUUCAG
Molecule: messenger RNA, 1687 nt
Organism: Pisolithus orientalis
Lineage: Eukaryota; Fungi; Basidiomycota; Agaricomycetes; Boletales; Pisolithaceae
Product: alpha beta-hydrolase
Exons: 2
Coding region: 113-1297 (394 amino acids)
Molecular function (GO): hydrolase activity
Source: RefSeq, a predicted model, not a curated record